Messenger RNA from Neolamprologus brichardi, 4463 nucleotides. The record is from RefSeq and is a predicted model, not a curated record. Lineage: Eukaryota; Metazoa; Chordata; Actinopteri; Cichliformes; Cichlidae.
CUGCAUGGCCUCGGUGGCUGCAAGGUUCUGGGGUUCGUCCGUUUGCUGCUCGCAAUCCAAACUCUCAGGAACUGGCAGCUUGAAACUGGGAAGAGGCCACUCUCCUCCGCCCAUGUCGUCUGGCCGGAGAUGUUCAGGAGUGUCGGGUCUCGGGGGCGGAGCCGUGUCUCCGGGGCCUGUGGUGGUGGAGGUGGCAGAGCCGGGUACCGGUGAGGGCCGCAGGGAGCUGUUCGAGGCCUGUCGGAGCGGAGACCUGGAGCGGGUCCGGAAACUGGUGACAGCCGUGAACGUGAACAGCAGAGACACGGCGGGCCGGAAAUCCACGCCGCUGCACUUCGCUGCAGGCUUUGGCCGUAAAGACGUGGUGGACUUCCUCCUCCAGAACGGCGCCAACGUCCAUGCCAGGGAUGAUGGCGGUCUGAUAUCGCUCCACAACGCCUGCUCCUUCGGCCACGCCGAGGUUGUGAGUCUGCUGCUUCACCACGGGGCGGACGCCAACGCCAGAGACAACUGGAACUACACCCCGCUCCACGAGGCAGCCAUCAAGGGCAAGAUCGAUGUGUGCAUAGGUGAAUACAGAAAAGAUGAGCUUCUGGAAAGUGCCAGGAGUGGGAACGAACAGAAGCUGAUGGCUCUGCUGACGCCGCUCAACGUCAACUGUCACGCCAGUGAUGGGCGAAAGUCCACGCCGCUACACCUCGCCGCUGGUUACAACCGCGUGAAGACGGUGCAGCUGUUACUGCAGCACGGUGCUGACGUACACGCCAAGGAUAAGGGGGACCUGGUUCCUCUUCAUAACGCCUGUUCGUACGGCCACUACGAGGUCACCGAGCUGCUGGUGAAGCACGGGGCCUGCGUGAACGCCAUGGACCUGUGGCAGUUCACGCCUCUGCAUGAAGCUGCUUCCAAGAACCGCGUUGAGGUGUGCUCUCUGCUGCUGAGCUACGGCGCCGACCCCACCUUCCUGAACUGUCACGAUAAAAGCUCCGUCGACCUCGCUCCAACCGCACAGCUGAAGGAGCAGCUCGCCUAUGAGUUCAGAGGUCACAGCCUGCUGCAGGCAGCGAGAGACGCCGACAUGGUUCAAGUGAAGAAGCAUCUGAGCGUGGAGACCAUCAGCUUCAAACACCCGCGCACUCAGGAGACGGCGCUGCAUUGUGCGUCUGCCUCUCCGUACCCAAAGAGGAAGCAAGUAUGUGAAGUUCUGCUGAGGAAGGGCGCCAACGUCAACGAGAAGACUAAAGACCUGCAGACCCCGCUCCACAUGGCGUCAGAGAAAGCCCACAACGAUGUCAUUGAGGUUCUGGUGAAACAUGAAGCGAAGGUGAACGCGGUGGAUCAUCUCGGCCAAACGGCGCUGCAUCGAGCCGCUCGCUGUGGCCACCUGCAGACCUGCAGGCUGCUGCUGACCGCCGGCUGCGACCCGCUGCUCACGUCGCUGCAGGGAUUGUCACCGUCACAGCUGGGCAACGAGAGCGUGCAGGAGAUACUGCAAGAAGGAUUUCUGAUCGGGAACUCUGAAGUCGACCGACAGCUGCUAGAAGCGUCCAAAUCAGGAGAUGUGGACGUCGUCAAGAGGCUCUGCACAGCACAGAACGUGAACUGCAGGGAUGUGGAGGGUCGGCAGUCCACGCCGCUGCAUUUCGCUGCCGGCUACAACCGUCUGGCAGUCGUCCAGUUCCUGCUGCAGCAAGGAGCCGACGUCCACGCCAAGGAUAAAGGCGGUUUGGUUCCUCUCCAUAACGCCUGUUCCUACGGUCAUUAUGAAGUCGCAGAACUGCUCGUUCUUCACGGCGCCGUGGUCAACGUGGCUGACCUCUGGAAGUUCACACCGCUGCACGAAGCUGCCGCCAAAGGCAAAUACGAUAUCUGCAAACUCCUGCUGCAGCAUGGCGCCGACCCAACCCGGAAAAACCGGGACGGUAACACCCCUCUGGAUCUGGUGAAGGACGCCGACACGGACAUCCAGGACCUCCUGCGGGGUGACGCCGCCCUGCUGGACGCCGCCAAGAAAGGCUGCCUGGCUCGAGUGAAGAAACUCUGUACUCAAGACAACGUCAACUGUCGAGACCAACACGGGAGGCACUCCACGCCGCUGCACUUAGCCGCGGGCUAUAAUAACUUGGAGGUGGCAGAGUACCUUUUGCAGCACGGAGCUGAGGUCAACUCUCAGGACAAAGGUGGACUGAUCCCUCUGCACAACGCUGCCUCGUACGGGCACGUGGAUGUGGCGGCUCUCCUUAUCAAGUACGACGCCUGUGUUAACGCCACUGAUAAGUGGGCGUUCACGCCACUGCACGAGGCCGCUCAGAAGGGACGCACGCAGCUUUGUGCUCUCCUAUUGGCUCACGGCGCUGACCCGACCCUGCGGAACCAGGAAGGACAGUCGCCUCUGGACCUGGUCACAGCUGAUGAUGUCCGGGCCUUGCUAACAGCGGCAAUGCCUCCCUCCGCUCUCCCUGGCUGUUACAAACCUCAGGUCAUCAGCGUAGCGGUGUCUGCCUCCGGUGCUCCACCUGUCACCGCCAUCCCACCACUCCUCUCCUCCAACCCUUCCUCGUCAUCCGCCUGCCCCACACCUUCUCUCCUCCUGUCUUCUUCCCCUUCCACCUCUUCCUCCUCCACAUCUGCAGCAGCGACCAGUAACACAGCCGCUGCUGCAAGCCUCUCGUCUUCGCCGCCGCCAUCAUCGUCCUCACCAUUUCCUGAGAUGUCGGCCCUGCUGUUGGCUGUGGAGGGAUCCCCGGGCACAGAGAAAAAAGAUGAAGGGACUGAGCUCAGCAUCUGUCAGUUCUUGGAGAACCUGGGGUUGGAGCAUCUUCUGGAGAUCUUCGACAGGGAGCAGAUCACUCUAGACGUUCUGGUGGAGAUGGGUCAUCGCGAGCUGAAGGAGAUCGGCAUCAACGCCUACGGACACAGACACAAGAUCAUCAAAGGAGUGGAGAGGCUCAUCAGUGGGCCGCAGAGUCUGAAUCCGUAUCUGACGCUGAACACAGCCAACAGUGGGACGAUCUUAAUCGACCUCUCGGCCGACGACAAGGAGUUCCAGUCGGUGGAGGAGGAGAUGCAGAGCACCAUCAGAGAGCACCGGGACGGCGGCCACGCUGGAGGAGUCUUCAACAGAUACAACCUGGUCAAGAUCCAGAAGGUCUGCAACAAGAAGCUGUGGGAGAGGUACAGCCACCGCAGGAAGGAAGUGUCUGAGGAAAACCACAACCACUCCAAUGAGCGCAUGCUGUUUCACGGCUCGCCGUUCGUCAACGCCAUCAUCCAUAAAGGCUUCGACGAACGCCACGCGUACAUCGGGGGGAUGUUCGGCGCCGGGAUUUACUUUGCAGAGAACUCGUCAAAGAGUAACCAGUACGUCUACGGCAUCGGAGGAGGGACGGGCUGUCCGGUCCACAAAGACCGCUCCUGCUACGUCUGCCACAGGCACCUGUUGUUCUGCAGGGUGACUCUGGGUAAAUCCUUCCUGCAGUUCAGCGCCAUGAAGAUGGCUCAUUCACCGCCAGGUCACCACUCCGUCACCGGCAGGCCGAGCGUUAACGGCCUCGCUCUGGCCGAGUACGUCAUCUACAGAGGAGAGCAGGCCUACCCCGAGUACCUGAUCACCUACCAGAUCAUAAAACCUGAAGCCUCCGCAGACGGAUGAAGAAGAUCGAGUCAGAGAAGGAAAACAUGAAGAAACGCCAGAAUCUUCACUAACUGCAUGCACAGAGAAAACUUUAUUUAUACCAUGUAUAAAACAUGUAGGUUUUUAUCAGAUGACUGUUUUUUUUGUGGUUUUAUGCACUUUAUUGACUUCCGUCCUGAUGUGAUGUAACUGUUGAUUUCACCCUCUUGUCGUUAAAAACGUGUUGUUCACAUAUUUCAGGUCAUUUUUCAAAAACCAAAUCCAUGUACUUGACCCACGCGACAUGUUGUUGAUGUCUGAACCCACGUGAUGGGAAGUUGCUGUAAUUGGCAGAUAAAUGGGUUCAUUGCUCCCCGUCUUUGAAAACGGCGACGUAACGGUGAACGGUUGCUCGCUGCAGACAGAACAGUCAAAACAACCCUACAUGUUGCCUGGCAACCACCUGACGAGAUGAAGAACUGGAUUGGUGUCAUGGAGAUGUUACGUGUAUAUUUAUUUUUUGUACAAGCAUGUCAGUUUAUUAAUAUUUAUGAAAUGAAAAUAUCGUGUUGCUUUUUAAAGACCGGGUUUUCUCUGAAUCAGCCUGAACGAGCCGCAGUCUCUGAUUGGCUAGAGUCACACACAGUUCAUGAAAACCUGAAUCUGAUUCAUCAAACAAAUAUUAUUUACCUGCCGCAGACGUACCUGAGCAGUCGUAGCCUGACUGCAGAUCUCUUUCAGUUCAUAUUCCAGCUCAGUGUUUUUAUCCCAGGUCAGAAAAGCUUUUUAUGAUUCACAGUUUUUAAAAAAAUACAGCCCUUAACAAAUUUAUUAGACAACCAGUCAUAAA